This is a messenger RNA of Coregonus sp. 'balchen', 6636 nucleotides long. The record is from the annotation of a GenBank genome assembly. NCBI's taxonomy places the organism in Eukaryota, Metazoa, Chordata, Actinopteri, Salmoniformes, Salmonidae.
CUGUCAUAUAAUAUUAUGUAUAUUGUAGAAAAUCACAUGUGAAAAUGCAUAAAGGCAGUUGUAGGCUAGUAGUAGGGCCUAGAUCUUCCGUCAAUUAGCGGGUUUGACAGAUACAAUUAUUCAAGAAACAUGUUUUUGUUUUUGUUUUGUUAAAACAAUAAAAUAAAAUAAACUUUCUUUCUUGGCUCCGUUUCAAAAUCUCUGUUUUCUUUUGGAUUCCAAAAGUCACUGCCACAAAGUAAACAGAUGUGGUAGGAGGAGAACAAGGUAUCUUUUUCCACUUGACAUUUUUCCACUUUGCCGACAAAAAGUUUAUUAAAACAAUUAAAAUGGGAAAAUGUACCUGGAUUUUACUGUUAACUUAUAUUUUGUGCGCCUGGGCACAGAUUAUCGAGUUAUCGCCCACACCUUGCAACGACAAAGCUGUGGAGAAGCUUUCCAAAUUGGCGCUCACCUACAUCAAUGAAGACAGAACCAUGGGGUAUAAAUUUGCCCUCAAUAGAAUAUCCAACGUUCAUCUUCACGCUCAGGUCAGUUUCCUGUCUAUUAUCAAAGAAUGUUGCUGUCAAUUUAUUUUAAACUCGGGAAUUUACGUUUAAGAAAAUCAACUACUAGCCUAAUGAGUGUUCGUUUGUGUCGGGCCUACGUAUGCCUUGUCCCCCAGGCUAAUUGAGCAUUGGCAUAAGUGUCUGGUGUACUGUAUGCAUUCUUUUAAUAUUAUGUGACGAGAUGCAGACCUGUUGUAACGUCAAAAUUAGAUCAGAUUCUCGUGUAUCAGCUCUUGGGAUAGUGGUAUCAUGAGAGCAGGAUUAAUAAUGGGCUUAUCUUGAAAUGACACACACACACACACACACACACACACACACACACACACACACACACACCUGGCAUUUAGCCACUAUGGUAUGCUCUUUAUCUAAUGAGUAAGAGACUGGCAAACCCAUUCUGAAUAGAAGGGAAAUCUAAUGUUGGUCGUUUAACAUUCUCAGUCUGGCCAAGAAGGGAAAACACAGGCUCAUGUUGUGAGUCUGAUAUUUUCCUCCAUCUUUAAUGUUUGUCUCUCAGGGUCCAGCUGGAAACGUCUACUACCUCCUUCUCGACGUGUUGGAGACCAAGUGUCAUGUCUGGAGCCCCAAACCCUGGAAACGAUGUGACGUCAGGCCCUUCAUGGAAACAGUAUGUCACCCUGAUACAGAAAUUAAUUAUGUUUAUCAUACACACACACACACACACACACACACACACACACACACACACACACACACACACACACACACACACACACACACACACACACACACACACAGCAGCAGCGGUAGUUUUUCUUCCCCAUUUCACAGUCCCACCAGCACGUCCAUUGUGCCCAGAUGUACACUACAGUUACUACUCCUGGACCUGAAUCAGUGACUUUAAGUUCCUGUUUUGUCCUAAUAAACACACAGCAGUUUUCACCGCCUCUGUUUCACUCUCCUCUUGCCUUGAGGUCCCCGAGUGGCGCAGUGGUCUAAGGCACUGCAGCGCAGUGCUAGCUGUGCCACUAGAGAUCCUGGUUCGAAUCCAGGCUCUGUCGUAACUGGCCGCGACCGGGAGACCCAUGGGGCGGCGCACAAUUGGCCCAGCGUCGUCCAGGGUAGGGGAGGGAAUGGCCGGCAGGGGUGUAGCUCAGUUGGUAGAGCAUGGCGUUUGCAACGCCAGGGUUGUGGGUUUGAUUCCCACGGGGGGCCAGUAUAAAAAAUAAAUAAUGUAUGCACUCACUAACUGUAAGUUGCUCUGGAUAAGAGCGUCUGCUAAAUGACUAAAAUGUAAAAUGUCGCCAACGGCACUGGACGUGUUACUAAUAACAUACUGUGGUACAGUAGAGGCGUGACCCGAGAAACACUGUCAUGGCCGUCCGUAGACAAUGACCUCACCAUUCAGCGUGCAGAAUUCAGUAUAGAAAGUUGGUGAAAUUGGUCUCUGUGCUAGUUUUUAAUAUAGUUUUAAUAUACUCCAGAACUACUGGACUGAGUUUUCCCUGAGAUUGGAUGCAUUUAAUAGAGUCCAAGCAAUAAUGAUUUGAUUGAUGAUGACAUUGUUUCCCCUUGCAGCAAAUCUCUGGGAACUGCAACACCACCAUUCUCCACACAGCCGAGGGAUACUCCUACCUUUACAGCUAUGACUGCACACUGGCGCCUGGUACUGUAUCUCUACUGUACUCUCACUUUUCUACAUACCUAGAUAGGCAACCCCAGCACUUGACCUCAAUGGGUGCACCCGAGACACUUUAAAACCCUUCUUCAGGUGUCACAAAGAUCUGAUCUUCUGUGCAGGCCUUUGCAGAAUAUGUACCUGGAAUGGACCUAAUCCCCCCCUCUCUCCUCUCCCCUCUCCCCUCUCCCCUCUCCCCCUGCAGACCCUCCAGAGAAGCUGCAGCAGACAUGUCCAGCCUGCCCCUUGCUGCUGCCUGUAGACAGCCCCCAGGCGGUGCACGCCGCUGGGCUGACCCUCCACAAGUUCAACACGCAGAGCACCCUGCCCUCCAGCCUGGCUCUGCAGAACCUCACCAGGGCCUCCGCACAGGUAGCUAGCCAGGCUGCUAACUUGCUCUUAUAGAUUGAUUGAUUUGUAUUUGAUGAUUAAACGUGUACACAAGGCAUCUCAUAUAGUGAGAGCAGUAGACAUGUUAACGGUAGGCUUUUCCCAUGAGCGGAUCUUUUCUGUCAUUGUCUAUGUUCCCCCAGAGUGGGCCCAUGCCGGCCACCUUAGUCGAGUACACCGUGCAGGAGUGUCGCGAGGGCUAUGUGGGCAUGUGUGUGCCAACAGACAAGAGCGGAGACGUACGUAAGUGCCAGAACCCAUGGCAACAUUUUAUAUCACAGUGCCUUGCCAAAAGUGGAGGGGAUGGAAUCGAGGAGAUGAAAUAAAAUGCCAUACCACUGCAAACCAUUGUGUUGUUUCCCCAUAGUCUAUAAAAUGUGAAAUUCAGUUACUCUGAGUUACAACCUUUCCCUUGCAGCCAGCUGGGUUUUGUAAGGGGGCUGUGUACGGAGCUAUCGGCCAGCCAGACGUGGAUGUCUCUUGUGAAAUAUUCCACCCACAGGUAUUGUCAAUACGCCUACAUGAUGUCUUUGUUUGUUUGGGCUUGGGCUUUGCUUAUCUGUUCAGUUCUGGGAAUGAGACAGAGCACCAGUCACAAGAGCUGUAAACAACAGCAGACAUACAACUCAAUGAGAGCAGAGACAAACGGUGUCCAAACCUAAACUGCAAUACAUCUUAGUGAAAUCUCAGUUUGACUGGACCCAUGAUGAAUCCUAUAUUAUAAAUCCUUUCUAAAAUUGCCUGAUGGGAGUUUUAUUGCGUUGCAUUUGUACUGUGUUUUAUUUUUUUUGGUUUGAUUGUUUGUUGUUUGUUGUGUGUUUGUUUGUUUAUUUUGUUUGUAUGUUUGUAUUUUCGUGUUGAUGUUGGUUUAUGUGUUGAUGUUUUUGUUUGUUUGGUUUGUUUUUUACGUUUGUAGUUGUGUUUACUGUGUACUGUUGUAUUGUUAUAUAAAUGGUUGUUUUGUUGAUGUUGUACUUGUUGUGUGUGGUGUGUAUGUUGUUUGUAUGUGUUGGUUGUGGUGUGUGUUUAUUCACUGUUGUAUGAUUGUUGUAUGUGACUGUGUUUUAUUGUUGUGUGUAUGUGUUGUACUUGUUGUAUGUGUGAUGGUGUAUGUGUUUGUUUGUAUGUGUUGUAUUGUAUGUGUUGUACUUGUUGUUGUAUUGAUUGUGUGUUGUACUGUUGGUGUACUGUGUUGUAUUACUAUGUUGUAUUGUUGUGUUGUGUUGUUGUUGUGUUGUACUGUGUUGUAUUGUUGUGUUGUAUUACUGUGUUGUGUUGUUGUGUUGUAUUGUUGUGUUGUACUGUGUUGUAUUUUUGUGUUGUUUGUGUUGUGUUGCUGUGUUGUUUGUUAUGUCUGUGUUGUAUUGUUGGUUGUUGUAUUAUGUGUUGGGGUUUGUUUUGUUGUAUGUACUGUGUGUUUGUGUGUUGUUUGUUGUGUUGUAGGUGUUUGGUUGGUUGUUUGUGUUUACUGUGUUGUUGUGUUGUUUGUUGUGUUGAGUUUGUGUUGUUGUGUUGUUUAUUGUUGUGUUGGUUGUUUACUAUGUUGUUUUGUGUUGUGUGUAUGUUGUUUGUUGGUUGUAUUGUUGUGUGUUGUUUGUUGUGUGUGUACUGUGUGUUGUGUUUUAUUGUACUGUUGUUUGUUGUUUUGUUGUUAUUGUUGUUGUUGUUUUAUGUGUUGUUUUGUUUUGUGUUGUUGUGUUGUAUUGUUGGUGUUGUGUGUGUGUGUUGUGUUGUGUUGUACUUGUGUUGUGUUACUGUGUGUUUUGUUGUAUUGUGGUGGAUGUGUAUUGUGUGUUGUAUGUGUUGGUUGUUUGUUGUUGUACUGUGUUGUUGUAUUGUUGUGUUGUACUGUGUUGUAUUACUGUGUUGUAUUGUUGGUGUAUGUUGUGUUGUACUGUGUUGUAUUGUUGUUUGUGUUGUUGUUUGUUUGUUAUGUAUUGGGUUGUACUGUGUGUUAUUGUUGUUUUGUUGUGCUGUUUGUUGUAUUGUGUUGUGUUGGUUACUGUGUUGUAUUCUGUGUUGUAUUGUGUGUGUUUUUGUUGUAUGUGUUUGUUUUGUUGUUUGUUGUUGUUGUGUUGUGAUGUGUUUGUGUUUUGUUACUGUGUUGUAUUACGUGUUGUAUGUUUUUUGUUGUUGUUUUUGUUUUGUUGUGUGUGUUUGUAUGUUGUUGUAUUGUUGUGUUGUUGGUUGUUUUUGGUAUUUUUGUAUUACUGUGUUGUAUUGUUGUGUUGUUUUGUUGUGUUGUAUUGUUGUGUUGUACUGUGUUGUAUUACUAUGUUGUAUUGUUGUGUUGUGUUGUUUGUUGUGUUGUGUUGUAUUUUUGUGUUGUACUGUGUUGUAUUACUAUGUUGUAUUGUUGUGUUGUUGUUGUAUUGUUGUGUUUAUUAUUGUGUGAUUGUUGUGUUGUGUUGUUGUGUUCUAUUACUGUGUUGUAUUGUUGUGUUGUAUUAUUGUGUUGUGUUGUUGUGUUCUAUUGCUGUGUUGUAUUGUUGUGUUGUAAUGUGUUGAAUUGUUGUGUUGUAUUGUUGUGUUGUACGUGUUGUAUUAUUGUGUUGUGUUGUACUGUGUUGUAUUGUAUUGUUGUGUUGUUUUGUACUGUGUUGUAUUGUUGUGUUGUACUGUGUUGAAUUGUUGUGUUGUACUGUGUUGUAUUGUUGUGUUGUGUUGUACUGUAUUGUUUUGUACUGUGUUUUAUUGUUGUGUUGUACUGUGUUGUAUUGUUGUGUUGUACUUUGUUGUAUUGUUGUGUUGUACUGUGUUGUAUUACUAUGUUGUAUUGUUGUGUUGUGUUGUUGUGUUGUACUGUGUUGUGUUGUAUUGUUGUGUUGUAUUAUUGUUGUGUUGUUGUGUUCUAUUACUCUUGUUUUUUAUUGUUGUGUUGUAUUGUUGUGUUGUACUGUGUUGAAUUGUUGUGUUGUAUUGUUGUGUUGUACUGUGUUGUAUUGUUGUGUUGUGUUGUACUCUGUUGUAUUGUAUUGUUGUGUUGUAUGGUUGUGCUGGAUUGUGUGUUGUUUUGUUGUGUUGUAUUGUUGUGUUGUGUUGUAUUGUUGUGUUGUAUUGUUGUGAUAUAUUGUUGUAUUGUGUUGUGUUGUUUUAUUGUAUUUUACCUUCUUCUCUAGGGCAUUGAUGUUUUCCAUGACAUGACCCCUCCUCGACCCCCAACGAUGCCUGAAGUCCCCAUCUUUGUUCCCAAAGUCCCCAUUAUCAUCCCCUCCUACCCCACAGCACCCCCUCCUCUUCUGGAGGAGCCCCAACCACAACCCUUUGACCCCAAUGUCCUGGUCAACCCUACAUUUAUCUCCCCCAACCCCCCUAUCCCCAACCCCAACCCUUCGUCCUCCAGCGAAUCUUUGGAGUCUCAGGAGACUCCAGUCUCUCCAGGAGUUCCAGACUCGUCCUCCGAGGAGCUGGGGGCAGGUGUGGCUCGGCCGCCCUUCAGCUUCCGUUACCGGCCCCUGCGCAGACGGAGGCAGGCCCUGGUGACAGCCAAGCCCCCUCACACCCCUGUCUUUCUGGCUGAGUUCCCCAGCUCACCCUCUCCCUUCCGCUCCUGCCCUGGUCCAUCUCGCUACACGACUGUGUAAACCAGACUAGGAUAGAGCCAGGGCCUCGUUCAGUAGGGCACAACGUUGUGCAACAUUCAUAAAGAAAUGUAUGGCUUUUCUAUCUGCAACGUUUGGUAGGUUGUAUCCUCCUGAACGCAUCUCAGGCAUGGCUUUAAAGUUAGGAGACUGGUAUAAAUUGUAGAGUUUCAUCCAAGUGCUUAUCCUGCGUACGUUUGAUAUUUUAGUUUGUUAAUGAUCAUCUCUUCACUGAAAACAUAUUCAGACAUUAGUCGUUAUCUAGCCUGCAGCUUUAUGUUUCGGAGGUUUCUUUGAGACUUCAGUUCAGACGUUCUCAUCCGAUUUAAAAACAGCUAAAUAAACACUUACAAUGUGAUGAAAAGUGUUGACUGUUUGUAUAAUAGUUCUUUAUCUCUCUGUUGGUGACAUAUUUUAUUUUCGGGCCAAAUCGCCAUGGGAUUCAUUGACACAUAAACAAACAUUUACAAUAAUUCAC